Messenger RNA from Oryza brachyantha (malo sina), 2225 nucleotides. RefSeq lists its product as uncharacterized. The coding region runs from base 108 to 1895 and encodes 595 amino acids. Lineage: Eukaryota; Viridiplantae; Streptophyta; Magnoliopsida; Poales; Poaceae. The record is from RefSeq and is a predicted model, not a curated record. The transcript has 8 exons.
CUCGAAGAAGGUUUUAGGUGUCAUCGCCAUUUCCGAUUUCUUAUCCAUUGGUGGUGGUGGGGUGGGGGUAGCUCCGAACCCUAGCUGCUCUCUGGCCGCCGGUGGCGAUGGCGGCGGCGGCGGUGGGGUCGUACCGGUCGGCGGGGAGGAGGAGGGACGCCUUCGCGGCGGCGGAGGACGCCGGGUCCGCCACGCGCGGGCGGGCCGCGGCCGCCGGGGAAAGCGGCGGGCUGCUCCGGCGGUCGAGGAGCCUGAGUAGGUUCCCGCCGCCGUCGCCCUCCCCGGAGGACGCGGCCACGCCCUCCUCGAGGUUCGUGAACAAGGUCAGGGGCGGCGGACGAGGCGGAGCGGGGUUGCCGGAGAUCAGCCUCGAUGACCUCGCCGACGAGUUCUUCCGGGCCAGGGCGGAGUCCGAGGACGACGACGACGGCGACGACGACGAGGCGGUGGUCGUGCGCGGGGAGGAGUCGCGUGGGCGGCUGCGGUUCCCGGCGCCGGCGGAGAAGGGCGGUGGUCGGCGCAGCUCCACCGCGCGCUACGCCAGGGAGACGGAGUCCUCGCGGCAGCGCGGAAGGUCGGUGUCGCGGCCGCCAGCCGAGAGGCGGGGCGGAGCCACCGGUGUGGCCAAUGGCGGUGCUGCCGCGGGGCGGCAGCGUUAUGCAUCCGUGGACCGCCGUCCUUCGAUGGAUCGACAUCGAUGGUGUGAUUCUGAUAAUGAUUUGGACAUUUCUCACCGCUAUGGUUCUGGUGGAAUAAAUACCAAAUCCAGCAAUAAUGGUGUGCAGAAUUCAUUCCAUAAGUCGACUAAAGUAAAUCAAUCAUUGAGGAAGUCUACAAGUCAAAGGGAUUUCUUACAUUCGCGGGACAGUAGCUCAAGCCAUUCUUCACUAACUGAUGAUGAAUUUCGGGAUACCCACUCUUUUCAUAGCAGAAAUCAGAAGGGAAUUUGGACAGCCUAUGCCCUUGAGAAGGACCGCCGAAUCGUUAAUGAGGAUGAAAGCCCACUGUAUGACGUGAUGCGUAAAGAAGUCAGGCAAGCUGUUGAAGAAAUCAGGACUCAACUUGAACAGGUUGUGACAAAAUCUGAACCUUCAGAAAAAGCAACAAAUGCUGAUGCACAACCAACUCAGGUUAUUACUGAGCUCCGCAGGAGUUACACUAGCAAGUUGGAAGAGUCAGAGAAGCGGAAACAGGAAUUGUUAGCUCAAUUAGCAGCAGAAGAACAGCGUGGUCAUGAACUUACAAAAAUCGUUAAAGAAUUGUUGCCUACUGGUAAGAAGAAUAUGAAUUCAGAAAAGCAGCCACGAUAUAGAAGAAGAAGCAAUGAUAGAGCUAGGAUGUCAAGACGUCUUACUGAAGAGGCUGAGCAAUACUUUGAAGAUUUCCUGUCAAAUGUUGAAGAUACUGAUUUUUCUUCUUUUGAUGGAGAAAGAAGUGAUACAAGUUUGAGCAGACGAGAUGUGGUACUUAAUACUAAGCUAGAAACUCCAAUAGCGCUUCCAAAAGUUUCUUCACCUGUCGAGUCAGAUGGGGUUGUUCUUCCCUGGCUGCAAUGGGAAACAAGCAACGACAUUCAAACCUCUCCAUGCAAAACUAAGACACAGGGAGCUAGUACUGCAUGCAGCACUAGCAAUAACACUAUGAGCAGCCGCGGGAGUUGGAGUCCUGGAGACCAUGAUAGCUCAGCUGGCUCCAAAGAUACACUUCUGACCAGGUUCGAGGAGGCUGCGGCUCUCCGAAGCAGCUGCCCUGAUAACACUCGAAGCUCGUCGUAUCAUAUUGAUGACUAUAUGCAUCUGCGGAGGAGCCAUGAUCUUCUCUUGGAGCGAUGGAGGCAGAAGCAGAGAAUUGACGACGGUGGCCUAAUAUUAUGCAAUAGAUCAACAAUAAUGUAGGUCAUGGCCCAUGAUUCUUUUGUAGAAGCAGAUGCGCAGCAAUGGCUGCAAAUUCUAUGCUGAAGAUCAACAAUAAUGUAGCCCAUGAUUCAUCCGUGUGCUUACCCCAUUAGGUUGGUUGUGUUGAGCUAUGCCUAAGUGUGCACUUCUGCAAACUUGACAUGAUACGGCAGGGACUCGCUUGGCUAUACUACUUUGUACAGACGUUAUUUUCUUUGUUGCUGAGUAGAGACUUUGCUUUGUGGCAACUCUCCAUGGGUGGCCCUUGCGUGCUUUGUCGAAGGUGCUAUCUACUCCUGUUUGGCAGGAAUGUCUGGGUGAAAGCCUACC